Messenger RNA from Lytechinus variegatus (green sea urchin), 2360 nucleotides. RefSeq lists its product as uncharacterized. Lineage: Eukaryota; Metazoa; Echinodermata; Echinoidea; Temnopleuroida; Toxopneustidae. The transcript is spliced from 3 exons. The record is from RefSeq and is a predicted model, not a curated record. Bases 176 to 1132 code for a protein of 318 amino acids.
CGAAUUGACAAUUUAACCUGAAUACUGUCAUAAAAAUUACCAAUUAAUUUGCUUCUUUGAAGACACCAUAAUUGCUGAUACAAGAGAGAUCAUGGUGAAAUAUUUGGAUAAUUUUGCCUCUGAAGCAUGACUGGCACUGCUACAAGUCCGUUAUCCAGAAAUCGUGCAUGAAUCAAUGAAUGGCAUCUUUUUAACUGAAGGAAGAACUCAAAACAUGGCAGAUAAAGCGGACAAACCUCCAUCUAAGAAGAGUGGCCCAGUAACUCUAAUUGUAUCAGCAGCCAGUGCUUCCCAACAACCAUCAAUGAGGAUAGCUUCUAGUAUUGGAUCAGUCAAAGAUCCAUCUGCGAUGCUUCAAUCAGUUAAAACAGGGCCAGGUACUGUCUUUAUUGACAUCUCACAGGCUAAAAAGCCAGCUGCAAGUGAGAGGAAGGCAGUGAACACCACAGCUAAAGAAACAUACACAUUGCAGAACUCUCCUACAAGUCACAGUCAUAGACCACCAAGUAGAUAUAAAGUGACUCCUCCACAAAGAAUGGCAACAAGAAGCAGAAAGGAUCUUCUGGUAAAGGAGCCUCCAAAGUCAAAGAAAAGGAAGUCUACUGCAAAGAGCAAACCUACUUCUAAAAAUCCUAAAACUCCUAAUACCGCAGUGAGUAGAUCAGGAUCAGCUUCAAAGACAGUGUCACCAAGGAAAAUUUUCAUGAACAAGAAAGCUUUGAAUUCCAAUCAGGUUGUUACAAUAGCCACUGCUAAAACACAUCCCAGUAACUCUAAACUGAAUCUCCAAGGUAGUUCAAGUACUGUUGAUGUCACAGUGAAAUGUACUCCAUCAAGAAGCCUCCCCAGACUAUCAACCUCCGAUCACCAUGACCAUAGCUAUGUCAACAGCGCCAGAGAUCUUAAAGAACUCAAAGAGAUGAAGGAUUUGAAGGCCAAGGCACUCAAGAAUGCAAAAGUGGUGGAGAAGUUGAUGAAAGAUCGGAGGAUGCUCAGGAUGAGGAAUUUCAGAGCAAAUAAAAAGAUUGAGAGACUCAAGAGGGCUGUUGAAUUAGAACAACAGAUGCACAGGGAAACCCGUCAAACCCUCAAAGCUGUGAUGCAAGGUUUGCACUUACAGUAUCCAGAGUAGAGUUACCAUCAAGGGUUGGCUUUUAGAUGAAAAUCAAGAGAAUCUGGAUCACCCUAAAAUGAGGUGAGCCUGCUUAUGUUGAAUCUCGUGGAACCACAAGACUCUAGUUUGAAAUUUAGGUGAAAUCACAUACUUUGCAUAAUCUCAUCUGAAAAAAAAUUAAAUUGGCAGGGAUGUUACUAAUAGAAGUUGAUGUAAGGAGACUUAUUCCCAGCCUCAUAAAACACUACUAAUGUGAUACUGAAUUGAAAGUCUCUUUGCAUCUCUUGUUUGCUUCAAACAUGAGCCAACUGCCAAAUUUGCUCAUAAAAUUGUAAAAUGGUAUUGGCUUUUAAAGCAUAAGGAAAGUUGCAUAAACAGUGUUUUAAUGAAAACUAUUAAUCAUCAGAAAAUCUUUAAAAAGCAUAUUCACUCUUGUUGGAUACUGUAGCUGAAAUAUAAAGACACACAUGGAAGCAUGUGACAUUUUACAAUAGUGAUUAUCAUUCAAUUUCAUUCUUUUUCCUGAACUCAGAGCAAUUUUUAGAUGGCUUUGAUUGCACUUGGUAUAUCUAACACAGGUGUGCCAAAACAUUCAUCAAGAAUCAAGAUGUCCAUCAUCUCUCAAAUUUAUCUCAUACUGAUUCGGCUGAGAUUACUUGAAAGGUAUUUGUAAGUGGGCAUUUGUUAACCUAUGCAUUUUAUGUUACAAUGUCGGUCAUUAUAAUAGGUCCAUCUAUCUUUUGCCUCUGUUUUUUUUUUCAUCUUGAUGAGAAGCAAACUUGAUAGAAACUUUGAUAAUUUUUGCCUUUAUCUUGCUACUCACUGGCUAAAUAAGAAACUAUAUUAAUUCUUUGUUUACAUUUUGAAACUGGCAUUAUAUUGGAUUCCAAAUGCAUGUUACAUCAACCUUUGUAUGGAAUUCUGAAGUGAUGAUGUUAAAAAAAAAAAGAAUUUCAGCUUUUUUAUAUAUCAUACCUGGAUGGAGCAUGCAAAAAAUAUAUCAACAACCCAAAUUUGGUGGGAAUCAGUCAAUGGGGGCCCAAGAUAGGACCUCAUGUGUGCAUAGUUAGCCCCAUAGAAGUUGAUGUAAAUUGGCUGGUCCAUUACAUUUGGAAUAAUGAGAAUAAUACAUUGAUUUCAGUGGAGCUAAACUAAUCAUGUAUGCAUGAGGUCAUGUCUUGGCAUUCAUGUACCAAUUCCCUCUAAGGUUUUGCUGUGGGUGCAUUUCAUCAUGCUCGACAAAAAU